Vidua macroura (Pin-tailed whydah) is the source of this 5496-nucleotide messenger RNA. RefSeq names its product melanocortin 2 receptor accessory protein 2 (gene MRAP2). The transcript has 9 exons. Gene Ontology annotation, biological process: regulation of adenylate cyclase-activating G protein-coupled receptor signaling pathway; protein localization to plasma membrane. Gene Ontology annotation, cellular component: endoplasmic reticulum; plasma membrane. Bases 947 to 1525 code for a protein of 192 amino acids. Lineage: Eukaryota; Metazoa; Chordata; Aves; Passeriformes; Viduidae. Gene Ontology annotation, molecular function: corticotropin hormone receptor binding; type 4 melanocortin receptor binding; type 1 melanocortin receptor binding. The record is from RefSeq and is a predicted model, not a curated record.
UAAAAUAAUCUUUGAGCUGUUGGAAGCUACAACUACCAGACCCUCAGGGAAGGAAGGCCUGCAGGUUAGCAAGUUCAGCCUUUCCAAUUUACCAGUAAGCCCUUUAUGAUGGGGGCAGCCUCAUUUAGAGGUGAAGGAAUGAAUAUAGCUCACCUAGUUGCUGAUGAAAAGUUCUGACCUCCUGUCCUUGUGCUGGCCAGAAGGAUUCCUGUAUUGAUCAUCCUUGCUCUCCAUGCUCUCCAACCACAGAGAUUAUUUGGCCUCUGGAGCACUUUAAGUCUGAUCGUGCAGAAGAUAAAAGAGCCUGUGACCUUUUCUCUGACACAGGAGGCAGCUCAAACAACCCUGUUGAACUCAAGAGGUGGAUUUGAAGCUGGCCUAGAGUCCUCUGGAUGAAAGGUGAGAGUGCCCCACUCACAGGCCCAUCUGAGCUAUGACUUGAGCUACAAGAAGGAGAAGAUGGACUGAGCAGGGCAGUAUGUGCACUAAAGCCUAUCACAACCUAGACAUAGGAAUUCAACAGAGUUUGAAGAAAAAUCAGAAUCAAUUUCUGAAAACUUCAAAUCCUGAAUUUAUGGGAUUGGAUAUUCCCCUGAAAAGACCACAAAUUUGAACUCAAACCCUGCCCACCUAGGAUAUUGAGCAUUAGCAAGAAACAAGGACCCUUAGGUCAGCUUUGGAGGGAGCUGCUGCUGGUUACAAGGACAGUUUCAGACAUACACAAAACCAGAUAUGCCUUUGUGGUCUCAGCGGUGGUGUGAGCCAUGAAGUCAUGUUGCAGAUGUGGCGUGUGUUCAGUUUUGCUUUCAUUUUGAAAGUGGCAUAUUGAGCCCGUCUAUCAGCGUAGAGAAAUUCAGGUUGGAAGGGACCCCUGGUGGUCAUCUGGUCCAAUCUCCUACUCAAAGCAUGUUUGACUAGAUCAGGUCUGUAUUUGCUGAGGUGCAAGAUGUGUGCCAUGAGGCUGAUCUCCAACAGAACCUCCCAGCAGGCCUUGUCUAACUCAGAUUACACCUGGGACUAUGAGUACUAUGAGUAUGGACCAGUGUCAUUUGAAGGCCUGAAGGCUCAUAAGUAUUCCAUUGUGAUUGGAUUUUGGGUUGGUCUUGCAGUUUUUGUCAUCUUCAUGUUUUUUGUUCUGACUCUGCUGACGAAGACAGGAGCACCACAUCAAGACAAUGCAGAAAUUUCUGAAAAAAGAUUUCACAUGAACAGCUUUGUGGCAGAUUUCGGAAAACCUCUGGAGUCCGAGAGGGUCUUUUCUCACCAAAUGGCUGAAGAAUCCCAGUCACUUUUUCAUUUCUGCAUUAAUGAAGUGGACCAUAUGAACAAAGAAAAAGAGAGUCAGAAAGGUCCAAGUUUGGAGAGUAAUACCCAUUUCCAGGAGGUUCCCAAGAGCAGUGGAAUGUUUGAGGAAGACUUACAUUGUCUUACAAAAUUUAACAUUCCUAACUUUGUGAACACUGAGCCGAACUCUUCAUUAGGUGAGGAUGAUCUCCUCAUCUCAGAGCCACCAAUCAUUUUAUAAAGCAAACUGGUUAUGCAAUCUUAACAUUAGAUCCUUGAUUGAAAAAUCUUUUGCUUUAAGGUAAACCUCCUUGUUAUUGUCCAGUUUGAAGCCUUUCUUGGCCUCCUGCUCUUUUGACAGAAGGUAUUUCAGACCUGUGCUUUUUAUUGUACAUAAGACUGCCUGUCCUGAUGGAACUCAGUUUAGACAAGAAGUAAGACACUGAAUGCUUUAUUCUGAUGCCUUCUGUGGUCUAAAACUUCUGCCCAGUAUUAUUUUUGCUUUAUUAUUUUUUUUGUUUGUUUGUUUCUUGUAUUGUUCUUCAUUUUUAAAUGACUACUUAUGACCAGCUUCUGAAGGAUAAUAAUUUACAAGGAUUGUGAAGGCUGGAGCCUGGCAUUGGGAGUUCUCUGAAAAUUCAUUAGCCAAGAAAAGUGUAAAUGUCAAAGAAGACUGAAGAAAGGAAUAAACAGCCCCUGGGGAUGUUUUGUAGUUUAUGCUGCUCCCAAUAAGGAUGCCUGAAGCUGAGCACCACAAUAAAUACCUGCUUGGGACUAACUUCAGUUUCUGAUCCCUAACUGCUUUUUGGUGCAGGUUAAACCCAACUUACAAAGCUUCCAGAGGGAAUACCUUGCAAAUUAAAUUGUGUGGUUACACUGUUUACAAAAUGCUAUCACCACCUGCUGCUGAGUAAAAGCAAAUUGGUGCCUGUAAUUAUACUUCAGAAUGAUACCUCAGCAGCUGCCCGUGAUGACAUGGAAUUAGUAUUCUGCACACAAACACAAACUGUGAUUUGACUUUCCUUUUUUUUUUUUUUUUUUUUUUUUUCCUGCUAAUUGCUGAUGUGAACUUCCAGUUCAGUAAUUACAGGAUUAAGUCGCUAAAUCACAGGAAAUAAGAAAAAACCUAUUUUUCUUCUGCCAAUAAAGUUGCUACAUGCAAAUGGUGGUGGUAUGUUUAGCUGGUAUCACGUGUUGCUAAUAGGCUGAAUCUUCCUAUGCUUUUUGCCUUUAUAAAAGGUCAUUUCUUUACUCACUGGCUAGUGAAGUGUUAGCAGGCUUUGACCUGAGAGGACCAACUCCAAAAAUAUAGCUAAGCUGUGCUUGCUCCAUCUUCCUUUUGUCCUCAGUUGGGAUAGUGUUGCAACCCCAACUGUUCUCCCAGUGAAAGAUUUGGAAAGGAUUUGAAUAGGUAUAGUUUCAGUCUUUAUUUUUUAGAGAUGGAAUUAAGUUCUGUAUCUUUGAGAGUACUUAAAAUUGUAUUUCAGCUAUCUUCAAAAGAUGGUAACUAAUGGCUGAAUGGUUUUAGAGCAAGCAUAUAAGAUGCAGAGGUAGCGGGUUCAAACCCUUUGCUGGAUUUCAAAUAUGGUCUGCAGGAAGUUCUUAAUUGAGAUGAAAAGAAUGGAUUCCAGACAUGCCUAACUGGAUUUUCUUGAAAUUAACAUGCUUUGUAUCCAACACACCUGUGUUCCAGGUUAGAGACCUGCUGAUACAUUCUUCAGCCACUAAAAUGCUGAUUAAUUCACCCCUUCUUCACCUUACAAAUAGGAAAAAGAGUGAAUGGGUUGAGCAUUUAAAGAAUACAAAUUGUGUAGGAAGAGUGCAAGGAAACAUCUUUUGUUUUUAUGUCCUGUGCCCUUAUUACACACCACUUACAACUCAAUUUCCUGUUUUCAAAUAUGAUUUUUGCAGGACUUGCUAGUGUUUAAAGCAACAGGAUUACACUUAAAAUAAAGCAGAGACUCUUUAAAACUAGCAGGUUGUUGCUGAAAAUAGUUCCCAGAGAAGACUGAAAUGAACCGUGUUCUGAAUGAGCACGGCUCCAGUAAAAUGUUUCCAGUGCAGAAAAGGCCUUGUUUCACAGGGAGUACAGAACUACAACUAUGAAGGCUGUAGGUGUGGACUUUCCUUUUCCUAAAUUUGGGAAAUCUGUCUCUGAAUAUGGCACCUAUUUCCUACUGAGGCACCUCAGUAACUAUCAGCUAUCUGAUGGUUAAACUUUGAAGCUCAAUAUCGUUCUUGCUAACACACUGUGAGACUUGUACUAAAUGGACCUUUUAUAGCAAAUUUCUAGAUGAGUGAUUUGCCUUCAGUAAUGUUUGAGCUAUUAUUUUUAUUUUAUUUUUUCCUUUGCCAUGCUUAAAAACAGCAAUGCUGCUUGAAGGAAGGGUAAAUCUAUGUGGAAUCCAUUUCCUUUGCAACUGAGGAAUGAAGGGCAUUUUUAAGCCCUUUAAAACUACAUUUCAUAGAUCAUUUAGGCUGGAAAAAGACCUUUAAGAUCAAAAAGUCCAACCAUUAACUCAGCACUGCCAAGUCCCAGUCUAAAUCAUCUCACCCUGUGCCAUAAGGCUUUUUAAAACCUCUAGGGAUGCUGUCCCACUGCUCCACACCCCCUUUGGGGGAAAAAAAUUCUCAAAAGUUUCAGAAGUUUCAAAAUAAUGCAGAUGGGGUUUUAGAGAAAGAAGAUGCUGCUACUCUCUGUAGGCUAGCCUAUGUUUUUCUUCUCUUACCUUAAAUCUCAGUGGCUUUUCUUUGGGUACAUUACUACUUUGGGGAGAAAAAGGACGCAUUUUGUGCAUGGAUAUUGGUGAUAACGCCUAGAUGAACGGUACUUCAUAAAAUGACCCAGAGAUGAUGCCAACUUAACUUACAAUACAUUUGAAUUGCAUAGUUAAUAUCCUUCUGCAGCAUGUAUUAAUCCUGUAAAGCCAUUUAAAAUGUUUGGUUCCUGCUUCUAUUCUUUCCUGAUGACAGAUCUACUUUUUUUCAUCUUAUCUCCCUUCUAUAUUUGAAGUCCCUCGUGCUGCUUUUCUCAGAAAAAUAACCUGUCAGUCCCCACUGUGGAGCUCCCACACCACUUCAGAGACACUGUGGCAGCAACAGUCUGAUUCAGAUUUUCGCUCUGCCUCAAAGCAGAGCCAAAGGCAAACGCAAAAACAUUCUGCAGUCUUCAAAAGCAGCUAUUUUAAGGCUGUCCUUCCUUUUUUUCCCCUUUUUAGUAAUAACACAUAUUUUGCCUCAGGGGAAAGGGCAAUAUAUAACCUGUUAAAAAAAAAUCAUCUUUUCUCAGAAAAUCAACUCCUUGAUGCACUAGAAACUAGAAUAGAAAGUGUUCUAAUCAGAGCAAUAUUCAAAAGGAGUACUUGGAAUUUAAUGGUGUUUGAAAAUUGAAUUUUUGUGAGUUUUCUUAGUGCUUGGCCUCAAGCCUCUUCUCAAAACUCAAUAUAAAUGUAUCACCUGCAGCAGAUUUAACUGCAGAGAGACACAGCUAUAUAUGUUUGUUUGCCUAAACAUGUCUUGCAUUCUGGAAGAACUUACUAGGUCAAGUUAUUUAUCCCAGUUUUCAAAGGUAAAUACUUGCAAAAUGCUCUUCUAUAUAAACAAGUUUUAGUUGUGUAUCUUAAAAAAAAAAAAAAAAAAAAAGGCAAAACCCCACAACCUAUAAUGUAAAAUCAGCAAAUGCCUGCUCAUAAGAAGAGAAAGAGAAUGGUAAAACUGUGAUCCUCUCUACUACAAUCCAGAGCCACAGAGUCUCUGAGACUGCAAGGUGAAGUAAAUAGGGUAUAUUUGUCAUGAAAUUAAGUAUUUAUGCACCUGAGCUCUCGACCUUGAAUACUCUAACACUGACAUUUUUUGCCACUUUUUAGCCUUGGAUAUUGACAGGUAGCAAGGACAGCAGAGAAGAACCUUCUAGCACAUGCUCUCCAAUGAGAGCAAGAGAGGCCUGUGCUUUCUCAUUUUUGGAUGAGAGUUAUAUAGUUAGCUAUCUGAAAGGCUACUUCCAAUUCAGAGAUAUCACUGGAUUUCUGUUCAAGAGUCAGGGCAGCACUUGAUACAUAACACCCUCAUUCCCUGCAGAACUGAACUGGCACAGCCAGUGCUGGUAUAUUUGUCCUUUUUCCUUGUACUUUCCAGAAUAGGUUAAAUAUGGGAUAGAGGGGCAGACUUCAAAAUGUAUUAUGUGCUAUCAAAUAAAGUCUUCAUUCACAAUAA